AUGGCCAAACGGCAGCAAGCUAAAGUGUUUGCUGAAAGAUCUCUUCUUAAAAGAAAAGUACCAAGAAGGGUUAGCUCCAUUGUGAAAAAGUUUCCUAACAUAGGAAAGGAUAUUGAAGACUUUGUUCGCAACAAGAGAUGUGGAGCUGAUUCGUGGAGAAGAACGGGUGUGGCAACUUUUGAUGGGAACAGAAAACGAGGUCCAAAGGCAUCCUUUCGUUCGAUUCAAGAAUACUUGCAAAAUAAGUACAAUACUAAGAUAGGAUAUGGCACAAUCGUCCAAAUGUGUGUUGUUCGCAACAGGCGGAAGUUGUCAGCAAAGCGGUACAAAGGCGAGGCCAAGGUAACAUGUCGACAAGCAAGAAAGGGCUUCAAUAUUAAGUUCAAUCCCGAUGCACACUACAGCAGUGCCAUGUACAAGAUACUUGAUAAAGUUCAGUUAACUGAUGGAAGUGACAAAAUUGUUUUAAACAGAGAUGACCAAGCUGGGUUUAGACUUGACACUACGUAUACACAUUAACAACACAAAGUGCUCUUUUCUGGAGAACAAGAGGUCACGACACGCACUGAUUUUGUAAAUAAAUACUCUUCCGUCCUGCAGACGUCGUCGUAUCUUUUCAUGGAAACUGCCACUAAUGAAGAAAGAGCUGCUGGUGUAGUGAAGAGCCAUUUUUCCUUUGAAAAAAAAACCGUCGCAACAUGCUGCAGAUUUCAAGUUUCUGAAAACAACUCCAGAAUUUAAAGAUUUUUUCUUGGGGAAAAACAUUGAUUGUAUUCGUGUUGAUGGUGCCAGUGAUGAGAGGCCUUCUGUACUAGAAGUGCAGUUUAUCUGGACUGAGUUUCACUUUACAGAAGCGAAAAUAUGUACAUGUGUUACUGCUCGUAACAGCGGUGGAAGUUUUCUGAACAGAGUCGAGUUGGUUAACGGAUGCAUUGCAAGGGCACACAGUAAUGUUUUCAUUCCUUCUACUCUUAAUGGCUCAAAUUUUUCUUCAGAUGGGCUGGAUGAAGGGAAACUCAAAGAAAAUUUAGAUGUUGCAACCGAUGUGUAUCUCGAUAAAGUUCAAGAUGCCCCUUUUGGAAACACGACCAUCAAGUUUUUUAAAGGUUCACAAGAUGUAAAUGCCAGAAACUUACAGGAAAGAAGACAAAACUUAAUUGUUUUUCUGCAUGGUUCAUCAAAAGCAAAAGAUGCGUUGAAACAAGCGAAUCCUACUCAGUACCAGUAUUUUGAAGAGAUAUGGCAAGUUCGCAAUGACCAUUUUGUUAAAGGCUAUCCAGACCAGUAUGUGCUUUUAUUACAUGCAUGCUUUAAACCUAAAUGUAUUCAUCCAAUAUGCAAGCAAGGAAAACCUCUUCUGGGACAAAAAUGGUAUGAUUCUGGUCCCACCCUGAGUUGUCUCCCAAUGCCGAUGAAAGACCCAACGCGCCCAUGGGGUGGGAAGUGUGAGGCUUGUAAAGAUUUUUGUGCAGGUCACUACAUGAAACCGCAAGACUGUAUUAAACAAGUACAAGCAUUAAACUCCAUAAAGGAUUGUGUAAUGGAACCUCCUUCUGCUGUUCUGAAGAGACAUUUUUCUACGAUUGUUCAAACCACUGAUCCAGAGGAUAUUAGCGAUGAUAUCAUUACACGAUGUGCUAAAGAAACAUUGCUGACGAAAGAUGAAGUAAAACUAUGGUUCGCUCAUUUGUCUGACGUGACCAAGAGAAGAAAGGCAGGUGCAGUCAAAGCUGCGGCAACGAGAGCAGCAAAGAAAGGUUAGUAGUUUAUAGGUUAAAAGUUUUUAACAUCCUGGAAGACUGUUCAAUAUUCUUUGGAGUCAAAGUAGAAUAUAGUGUACUCCAAAGCAAGUUAAACCUUUUCCACGCCCGGUACCAUGACAGAACCAUAAAUGCUCGUAUAUUUUGCCAGUAAAAUUUUUAAUAUAUUUUUUAUUCUUGACAUACAGGAAACUUGUUAGAACAUGGAUGUUGUCCUUGUGGAAAAGCCGACACCGACUAUAUGAUUGGCUGUGAUGGUGAAAAAUGUACCUUCGGAUGGUUUCAUUAUGAAUGUGUGGGGCUGGUUGUUCAAAGCAUUCCAGAAGGGAACUGGUUUUGUACUGAAUGUAAAAGUACGUAAUCUACUACAAUUUAAACCUUUGACCAGUUGCAUAUAUUGGUCACACUAGACUCUACCUAACUAGCACCCAUUAAAAUUUACAUCCUUUAUCAGGUUAACCAUGGAUUGUAAAAUAACUGGAUUGGAAACUUCCUGACGUCACAGCCUAAACCUAGUUGCAAUCUGUGACGUCAAAGUUCUCAGCAUUUUUGUUGUUUCGCUAUAUUUUCCGCUUUAAAAGAGUAAUAUUGAAACAUAAACUGGUCUAAUUGUUUUAAAAACAUGCCUAAUCCACGACAAAGUAUUCAAGGUAAAUGUUUUUCGUCUUUGUUUUGUAUUUUUUAACAUUUGUAGCUACGAAAUUGGCGUCGCCAAUUUUGCGAUGCAUUUUUCGAUGAAAAUUGCGAUGAAUUUUUCACUGUUUAGUGCUUGAAAUAUUUGCUAAAAUUGACCGGAAAUACUUCGUCGUAGAAUGGCGUGGUUAUAUUUAUUUGCUCUUUGACUAAAAUGUUUAGCUGCAUUAUCGCUAAACAUGCCGUUUUUGAGAAUUUGGUUUGCAACUAGGUUUCAACGCCAUCAUCCCAUUGAAAACAUUAGGUCACACCAGCUAGUUUCCCAUCCAUGUAUUUUAUUAUCCAUGGGUUAACUAACUUUCUAAAUUUAUUUUCCCUCAGAUAAGAAUGCUCGUGGAAGAAGAAACCAGAAAAAAAAAUUAUACAAAAGUUAAUAUAUUAAAGAUUAAAGUUAAAGUAAAAAAUAAAUUGCUUCUGAAAGUCUAUUUUGUGUAACUCUUUAAUACCUUCAUGCGACGUGUCACUUUCGGUUUAUCUUUCCAGGUGGAGGUCAGUAGUGAAAUGGAAGGUUAAUUAUUAUUGACUUCAAAAUAUUUACAUGAUUUUAAUACCCUAGAUUUCUUUAC
This is a messenger RNA of Paramuricea clavata, 3019 nucleotides long. NCBI's taxonomy places the organism in Eukaryota, Metazoa, Cnidaria, Anthozoa, Malacalcyonacea, Plexauridae. The record is from the annotation of a GenBank genome assembly.